GUGUUUCAUUGAAUGGUCGCAUUUCGUUUGAUAUCAUCGGAAACAAAAUGUAUGAAUUUACUCAAGUCGGGUUCGGAGAACAUAAUUUUAUUUUGCUUGUCGGAUUGGAUCAAAGCGUACAAUCCAAAACAAUGAAUGUAAACAACAACAACUUGCUGUUUCAUGCAGUGUGAGGAAUGAAUAUUGACGGAUCCACUGAAACAGAGAAGGAUGUGAAAAGUUCAAUUGGCCCUGCUGAUGAAGAAAAUGAUGAGGAAUCUAGAAUCAUCAGAAAAGGGGUAAACACUAAUGAAAGUAGAGAACAGAGUAGCCUGCAGUUGAGAGAAACUGAUACAAUGGAUGUUAAUGAUGGAUCCAUAGAAAGCAGUAAUGAAGCCACUGUAACCAGGGAAAAAAUAAAUACGGACACGUUACACACUAUAGAUAUUAGUGAACUACGGGAGCCACCUGUUAAAGUUACACCGAGAACACCUACAAGGGGAAUCAAAAGAAGCCAAGGAAAAUCAACUUUGAUAAAGAGCUGCAAGAGAAAAAAGUUGUCUUUGAGCAAGCAGCCCUCUGAAGGGGAUGAUUUGUCCCAAGGAGAGGAAGCCCUGGCUGACAACGAGUGUUCCGAUGAUUCUGACAGUGAGGGCUGGCAUAUUCUUGAAGAGGAGUCUGAGGGGGAACUGGAGAAAGCACUCGAGGAGAAUGCCAGUAGAAAUAAACUGACUGCCUACAAUGUCAAAACAAUACUUCAUCAAGUCAUCACAAAUGAGCAUGUGGUUGCCAUGGUGAGGAAUACCAUAUUAAAUGAGGUCACUUCGAAAGAUGAAUUGAAGGAAGCAGCCUAUGAACCUAAAAUGACAAGGGCAAAGGUCAAGAAAGCAAUCGAGGAAAAGGGGGAUGUGAUGCAUCCUUGGCCUUUAACACCACUAAAGAAGAAGGAAGAACAUGUGAAAACCAUUCUGGACAUUGAACUGAGCGAGGAGGAGGAGGAGGAUGAUGAUUACAACCCGGAGAAGGAGAAAGAGGGGAGUUUCAGUGAUGAGGACAGUGAGAGUGUAACAUCAUCACAGGUCAGUGACAUUGGCUCUCCUUGUCCCUCCACUCCACUCACCCCCAGGACUCCUACAUCCUCCCUGGGGUCAGCUGCAGACCUCCAUACCACCCCCACUACAGAGAAAGAAUAUAAAGGGCCAUUUCUUAGCCCCAUGGGUCCACCUAGGCUUAUUCCAUCAUAUCGGCAAUCUCUGAGUAAGAAGUUUCAGGAAGCUGAAGAAAUGAGGGAGAGAUUACGGGAGGAGCAGACAAUAGCAGCCAGAACUCGGUCCAAGCUGUCCUUAGAGGACACCUCCAUCAUUGACCUUGAGUCGACCUUUGUCCCCCCGGACUUCACCCCUGACAUGUACGACACUCAGUGUGAGGAUGAGGACUGGCAGGGAUUUCUUCAAUCUCUCUACAAACCUCCAGAAUCUGAGAACACUAAUGAUGGUAUGGAUGACGAGGAGAAGGACCCAGAGUAUAAUUACCUGGCAGAAGUGGACGACCUUAUUGACAGUGAUGAGGAGUUACGAGAUGACCGCGCUGUCAAGAUAUCCAAGAAGGAAAUGAAUGAGCUGAUGGAUGAACUCUUUGAUUACUACCAAGAGACCCAGCCAAUGGAGGAAGAAGAGAAAAAAGUCAUGAAGUUUAAAGCAAAAGCUCAUUACAAAAGACAGGCGUCAGAAUCAGAUGGACAGCAGAGUGCUGAGAGUCAGAGUUACGUGAUGUCUGAUAACGAAAGGGAGCAGAUAGCUGACCAGAUGAGGAAGCAUGUACAGCUGUUGACGCAGAUGUAUGUAUCGGCCAUGGGAAAUCAGUCCGAGUACAAAGAGGUCGCUGAUUACAGCAAGAAUCUUCUUAUGGAAUUGAAUCAGUUCAGCAUCACAAACACCCAGUGUAUCACCCCACACUCCCUGUACAACGCAGCAAACCUUCCGGAGGCCGUCCAACUCGUCAACAAAGACAUGGAGUGGGAACAGAUUGAGAGGGUCAAGCCAAACAGGAAAGUGCAGUAUAUCUCUUCUGAAAAGUCCAUUGCCUCGUUACUUGUACAGAACUACCACACCUUGUCAAAACAGAAGAAAGAUCUCAUCUUGAACAUUGUUGGAGAUGUUCAUUCAAAAUCAGUCGGGGAUACUCUUCAGUCCAACAAACAAUGCAUUCCACAUUUCACAAGUCAGCAGAAACAGCUGAUCUGGACCAGCCCCGUCUUCAUGUACCCCGAGCUGCUCCCCCACGGGGCAUUUCUGUUCAGGGAGGAUGUGGACCGCUCAAACAGGAGGGUGAUGUUUACAGAAUCAGAGGACAGGCUAAUGGUUCUUGGAUUAGACCAGUUUAAGCAUCUGCCAUAUUUCCACCAGCUCAUUAGGAAAUUUCUUCUUCCGAGUAAAACAGAGGAGCAAAUCAGAGUCCGCAUCAAGAAUAUGACUAGCUCUAAAGCUUCUCAAAAUAUUAUCAAGAACUUCAAACUGACAAAGAAGUUGCCUGAGUUUCCUCGUUUCACUGGAGUGUUUUCUUCGUGUGAUAUGAUGCCCCCAAGGGAUCAACCAACCGAGAAACUGCCAACAUGGUGCAAGGAGCUGAAGAUCCGUGAGAUCCUGGCCAGCAGUGACGAGGAAGUGGAGAGGAGGGCGAGUAUACAGAGGUCCUCCAGCGUCAAUCUCCCCGUGGAGUCUGCAGGCAAACAAAUGAUUGAUGACUCCAGAUCUAACUCGGCUCCUGCUACACCUAUGACUGCAUCACAGGACCCAAAUCAAAUCCAAACUUUGGUCGUAUCCCCACUCCUGACCCCAGAGAAGUCCAGCCUCUCCACUGUUUCCAGUACAUCUACACCUGUGUUACUGACAUCAGGAUCAACACAGGAUGAAGCACUGCCUCUGAAUGCAAUUCUACUGACAAAUAAGUCACUUUCUUUAGCCGGAGAAUUAAGUUUAUCCUUAUCCAGUACUUCUGGACUUACCAAGUCAAGCAGCCAAGCACUCAAUCUGUUAUCUAGUCCCAGUGUUUCGUAUGUUGGCACACAAAGCUUAGAGUCACCUUUGACAUCAAGUGCUCUACCAGCUGUUACAAGCCAACUCACUAAUUUAGUUUCAGUGUCAUCAGAUCAUUAUGUCAAUGAAUUGAGCAAACAAACAACAACUGCCCCUCUGUUGGACAGCAGUCAAACUGUGUAUGUACAAACCACAGCAAUACAGACUCACCCAGGUGCAAUAGUGACCGAUUCUAUGGAAUCAAGUCAACCUUUUACAACAUCAUCAUAUCAAAGCAUGCCUAUCAUCAGUUGUCAGAAACACACAUCUAGCACAUCGUCGUCUCAGAGUCGUAACUUGCCAACCACUCUGCCUCCACUUGGAGAUAAACCAGUGACUUGUGGUAGAGCUGUCUCGGACUUGUGGUCAGACGGUGAUUCGGGAACCGUCAGCUCUUCCUUUGAGAGUACUCAAGAGGUGAUCACCAGUGACAUCAAGAGUACCUCUAAUUCCCAGACAGAGCGAUGUAUUUCUCCAGACACGAUUGAACCAACAGUGAAGAUGAAGAAGACUGACAGUAAUGACGCUGAAAAUCUCAAAUGCAGCACGAAUCAAAGUUUUAAAGAAUCUCACGAGUCUCUGAACAAUACCAAGAAAGUUCCAUUUUCACCUGGAUUUAUUCCCCUUCAUCAAGAGAGUGGACAGAGUGAACUCCUGGGGAACCCAGGCAGUCCGAUAUUGAUACGAGUGAUGGACAGUGUUUCUGGUAGCUCCACAGACAAAGGCAAAGAGCAGAACUUGUCAGUGACAGAAACCAAUUCCAAUCAGAAUGCAGUUGUUUGUGAAAGUGAUUUUGAUACUGAACAAAGGGAAAACAAAGGAAAGACAACAAGUCAAAGCACUGUGGGAAAUGUGUUUUUCAGUGACAACAUGAUCCAAGAUUCCAGUUCCUUUCAUAGUGUGUCUGAUGUUUCAGACAACAGUCAUGAUACUACACUGGUAGCUUCUGGAAACAGUUCAGUAAGUUCUCCAAGGCCAGUGAAAAUAUUGACUGAAACAAAGACUCAUUCAGCAUCUGUUGGAAAGGCUACAAAUGUAGUGUCACCCAGACCAGUGAACAAUGCUGGACCCUCAGUAAACACUCCUUCUACAGUUCAAGAGAAAAUACAGACAUCGGAACAUACCCAGCCACAAAGGUUACUAGCAAUACCAAUUGAAAAUAGAUUUAAUGUGAACAAACUUACGCCAACUAAACUUCCUGUUGACCACGACCAAGGCAACCCUAACAGGUCCCAGCUCAUUGGAACAAUGAGCAGUAUUUCCUCAGCACAGCCGAAACCUGUGGCUUCUGGAGGCUCAAUGAAAUCAGCCCUGCAAAUUGUAGCUGCUUAUUCUUCUCUAAUGAUCUCUCCUAAAAGAGGGCCAUCAAAAUUUGCACAAAAGGCUCUCGAGACAACACCUGUGAAGAGCAAAUAUCGCCCUCUUGCUCCCAAGCCCUGCACAUCUCCAGCUAAAGCAGUGAGUCCAUAUUUGACCCCUCGUAAAAGUCCAAGAAAAAGUCCCAGAAGGCAGCAACUGCAGAAACAAGCCCGGGCAAUCUGUCCCAAGGGACUGGUAGUGAAAAUGGUGAUAUCUCCAUCAAAGAAAGCGGCUUCACAAAUUAUGAACAGAGUCCUGGGGAAAACUCAGUGUAAGAUACUGCCACGUCCCCCGUGUGUCAACAGAAGUAACCUCCAAAUAUCACCCGGGGGAAGCUUAUCCAGCAAGUCUCCAGUCUCGGUGAAGGCAGCAGUAGAUGAAACAGAGACUGAGGAGGAAGGCAUGGAGACGGCCAGUGAAUGUGAUACAGUGGAGUCUGAAUACUUGUCCGAUGAAGUACUUGAUGAUGUUUCACAGCAGAAAAAGCAGUCUGCUCGCAAAAAUCUCCAAAAGAAGUUCCACAAACAUCGGGAGCAGCGUAAUUCGGUGGAGAGUGAUGAUACGGAGGUGGAGGAUCCGAACCUAUACGACAGCCAGGACGAUAAUGAAGACGACUCGGAACACCUGGCCGACCUAAUGGCCGCCAGCACCACCAUCAAGUUUAACCCAAAGACCAUCCUGUCUAAAGAUCCUAAAGACCUGUCAAGUAAAACCAAAAGACGGAAAGAUGCAACACUGGCAAUGUUAGCUCCAGACAUUGUAGACACAGACCCGCAGAAAGACGACCGAGACACAGCCUUUGCUCAGGCCUAUCUCACCAAGGCAGCUGAGGCUUUGAAAGAUGAUUUCACCACGUACGAACAGUUCCUUAAGUUGUUGUAUGAGUUUGGGAGAUCGGAACAGUCACCUGUCAAGCUAUACAAAGAGAUGACAGAAGUUUUGAGGAAUUACCCAGACUUGAUGGAGGAUUUUUCGGCAUUCCUUUCUCCUAGCCAGGCUGUGGAAUGUGGAUGCUUUAUGGAAAACCUAAGAUUCCGGAGAGCCAGGACAUUUCUGCGAAAGCUAGAGGUGUAUGCUGAGAGACAUCCCUCCCACUACCAGAAGAUCAUGAAAAUCCUGACCAGGUGGAGCCCGGGCUCGCGGGAGGAUGACCGGGCACUGAAGGAAUCCCUGGAGCCUGUGCUGAAGUCCCAGCCUCACCUCUUGGAUGAUCUGUCCCUGUUCUUCGAAGAGGAAAAGCCCCCAGACAGUUAUAUGACAGAGUUUGAGGAGAUUACUCUGGGAGACAGUGAUGAAGAGGAUGGUUUUAAGUUUGAUGAAUUUGAGGAGGUUGUUAUCCCAGAGGAUGAGAAUCCUGAUGGUACCAAGAAGUGCAUGUGUACUUGCCACCAAAAUCCCAAUGCCAAAAACUUCCACAUGAGGAACAUCCAUUGUACCAACUGCUGCCUGAAGGUGAUAGAUGGAGAGCUGUAUUACAGAAUCAAUAGACAGGUUCUGAAGAAGGUGAGGGUCAAGUACCACCCUGAGGGGAAGCCACGCCCUGUCCCACAGGACGAGGAGGAGGAGUGUGUGACAGUGAAGGCAGAGCCAAUGACCCCCGCCCAGUGGGGGGAGGAGGAUGAAGAGGUAGCAGAGAAGGAGAACGUUCAAAUACUACCCCCCAAAAGCGUGGGGAUUAAGUUAAAAAUAUCCAGCAAAAAGAAAGGAAAACAUGGUCGUUUCUUCUCCAUCAACGAAAUGGCCGAAUCUCCAGUUAAGAAAAUCACAAGCUCCAGUACAACUGCUGCAACCGGUGACAACCAGACCUCACAUUCAGAAAGCUUACCAUCCACAUCAGAGCCGCCAUCUGAAGAAUGUUCUGAAGUCAGUGAAGAAAGAGAAUCUAGUUCACUUUUAAGAAGAAAUGAUCCAGAGAGCGUGGAGGAAAAUUCAGAAGGUUUCCAGCUUAGUGGUGGUUUGCCGGAUUUGAUUCCUCAUCAGGACCAGAUGCGGCACGAAGAGACCAGUGAGACCAAUGCAGGAAAACAGUGUGUUAAAAUUGAGGAGACUUCUCCAUUAUCUAGUGUUUCUAAGGCUGUAAAAGUGACAGUCACAGCAGACAGCAAUGAGGACUUUGCAGGUGCUAUAAUAUCUAUUCCAAACACAGAAACACCAAAGAAGAAUUCGGAGAAAGAAUUUACCAUCAGUUCAUGGAUGGAGACUGCUAAUUUGACUCCACAGAAAACAGCCCCAUCAGCUGUUGAGGAGAUUGCCAUUGACGGACAUACUUCUUAUGUUGAUUGUAAAGACAGUACAAGUUCUGACCUGCUUGCCAAAGCAGUGCGUGAGGCCAUGAUAAGUCACUCUGAUGUGUCUCUGUCUGUAGAUGCCUCACAGCUGGGUAGAAAUGUACACAGUAUGUCUAGUCCAUCAAAAUCUGCAGCAUCCUCAUCAAACCAGAAUUUGGGAUUUUCGUUGAUUACUGAAAUGAACAAUAAAACAUCUAACUCAGAUACAAACAUUUCUGUAAGUGCAAAAGAACAGAGACAAAUAACUGUUACAAUUCCUGCAAAUACAGAGAAAAAGAAAACAGGUGAAAAAAGACGCAUUGUGCCCAAACCUGUGACAGAAGAGACAAGUUGUGUGUCACCAGCAUUUUCAAUGUCCAGCAUAGACAACAUGGGAUUCCUCAAGAGUCCUACAGACUCCAAUCAAAUCAUUGCAUACACAAAUUCCCCAGUGUUUUACAGUGAUCAAUCUAAUCCAUCUCCCAUGCCAGCGGUCAGUAAAAAGGUGAGCCCAAAUCCUAAAGCCCUCACCACAGAGUCAAGAAACAGGUCAUUAGCCUGUGAAGAAAGUGACCCAAACAGAACUCAGUCUCUCUCAAAGAGUGUAGGAUCUCCAUCUGCAACCAUUAUUUCCAGUGUUGUGGGCUUUGGCCCAGGUGAUGAAUCUGUAAAAGCUUGUGCUAGUCAGGAAUCUGGUGGUUUGCAAGGGGCAAGAGAGACAACUCCAAGUCUGCAGUUUGCAUGGACAAGAGAUAUGGAUAAAGUGAUUCUAGAAAGUGUGAAGAUUCAUGGUCCUGGGUCAAAAACAUUUGAGGACAUUUCUAAAGGAUUUCCUGGAUCCACCGCAGCACAAGUGAUAGAAAGAUUCCACACUCUGCUUGAGAUGUUGGCAGACGAGACUCCCAGUGAGGAAGACACAACAGAGGAAACCACAGAGUCUUCAAGCUGACAAAAGACACAGACUUAUUCAUCAAGCUGACAAAAGACACAGACCAGUCAUCCAGCUGACAAAAGACACAGACCAUUCAUCCAGCUGAAAUAUAAAGCAUCUAGACCAAAUCAAGCUGAAGACCUUGCUAGUCUCUUGGCACAGAACUUUCUUGUUUAUUUACUUUGAAUUGAGAAAAUGUUAAGAAUAUUAAAACAAUCAUGCAUUAGAUUUUUUUUAAAAACUAUUGUUAUUGUGUUAUUUGCUUUUAAUUUUUAAUGUAAAAGAGUUUGUUGUUCAAAUUGAGUUUAUUGUUCAAAUUACAUCAUUUUAAAAAGAGACUUGGUAAGUAUUAUGAGUUGUUUUGUAAUUUGGAUGUGAUGUUGUCCCCCCCCCCCCCCCAUAUUCCCCCCAUAUUUGUACAUGUUGAUGAAUGUUUUAUGUGCUAAAUGUUUUCUUUUGAACUGCAUAUAGAAAUCUAUUAUAUAAUAUAUGAGUGCUUGAUUGUUACUUCAUUAUAUUGAAUUGAAAUAUAUACAUUUAAAUCAUGACGUUCAUUAAGACAUUUUUUUUUUACCAGGUUCUGAGAUUUUUGGUCAUGAAUUAAUAGUUUGCAUUGCCACUGUUGAAAACGUUGGUACGGCUUGUUAAUUUAUUGUGAAAUAAAGUAAUUUGAUGUGUA
Messenger RNA from Magallana angulata, 8289 nucleotides. RefSeq lists its product as uncharacterized. The record is from RefSeq and is a predicted model, not a curated record. The transcript has 29 exons. The coding region runs from base 177 to 7628 and encodes 2483 amino acids. Gene Ontology annotation, cellular component: nucleus. Gene Ontology annotation, molecular function: transcription coregulator activity. Gene Ontology annotation, biological process: regulation of DNA-templated transcription. NCBI's taxonomy places the organism in Eukaryota, Metazoa, Mollusca, Bivalvia, Ostreida, Ostreidae.